UAAUUAUUGCUACAUUAAAUAACUAUUUGUAACAUUAACAAAUUUUACAUAUUAACUAAUAUAUUAUAGUGUUAUAAAGCAAAGAUUGCAUUAAUUAUGCAUUUAUGCAAGAGCUUUCUGUAAAACUACUGUAACACAAUUAAAUGUAGCGCCUAAGUUGUGCGCGUUUACAAUUUUCGAUUUAAAUUUGAAUUCUUACAGUGUAUCGUUUUACAAACUUAGCUUUAUUUUACUCAAAAACAUAAAAUUCCCGUAAAGUUGUUACUAUAGUUUCUCUAACAUAUGAAAUCCAUCACGUACACAACAUUAUGGUUCACUACUCAUUUUAAACGGUGUUUGUACUUUGAAUCGAGAUUAUAAAUGAAUGCGAAACAGUAUUAUCAACGUCAUCAUGCCUAUUUACCUUCGAAAGAUACCGUAACUUCUUCGGUUCCAAAUAAAGCAGACGAGGCGUAAGAAAAUAUAAGAGAGUCUGAAAUCGGAAUCGUUGAUAGUGAAUCACUGCAGCUCUGAGUCACAGAAUCUACCGAACAGUAUUUUUAAACUACUGAUGUUUUCGAAUGCUUGGAAUGACUUUAUCGAUAAUUAAUUUUCCACCAAGUAACAUCAGAUUACAAUUACAAUUAUCAAUUUCUUAUUUUUUAAUGUAAUCCCAAAAUCCUUCAUUUUCAUUCAUACGUCGAUUACAAACUCUUUGUUUAUACGUUAUUCCAGUAACCUUUUGUCCACGCUAUAGUUUUAUUUUAAAUAUUUCAGUCAGACUAUUUAUAUAUUACACGUUUUAAAUUUAAUGCAAAUUUCUUACUAUUACUCACAGAGUUUGAAAACGACUCAUCCCAAAGCUCGUUAUAAAGAUUGCAAGUGUAUGCAAAUUCGAAAUAUUAUGAAAACGAUUAUUUCAGCCUCUUUCACAGAUAAUUUUCUCUGCGUUUACCAAGAUCUACUAACGUUUACACGUUAUUUAGCCAGAAUUUGUCCUAUGUUUUCGUUAAGUGUAUUAAAUGGCUCCUUCAGCACGUGUAUGUUAUCUGGUUGGUAGUUGAACCGUCAUUAUCAAGGAGCAAACUGGGGACUGGGGCCGAUAAGGGCCAUCGUCCGGUUGUCAAGUAAACGCUCGUCAAGUUUUCAUUCGUUAGUAUUGCUCGUGCUUCCGUUUGGAAGGUCUGACGCGCUGGCUCGUUGCCCGUUAACGGUACGCGUUUACUUUCGUUUACCACAGAAAUUUUGCCGACCUCGAACAAAUAAAAAGGAUCCAAUUUCUAUGCAGCCUUCUAUCGUACUAACUGAAGCGCCCUUCCGGUUCCGUCGUUAAGUGUCUGCUUUCAGUUGAAUAUCGAAGGAGCAGGGUCCAGCUCGACUGCCGGGAAAAAUGGACACGAUGAAACCCGGCUGGUUCAGCGAAAUCAAUGAUCUGUGGCCAGGUGUCUCGUUGUCACUCGAGGUUGUCGACAUACUCCAUCGGGAACGGUCGCGGUAUCAAGACGUGAUGGUGCUCCAAACGAAAUCACAUGGAAAGGCCCUAAUUUUAGAUGGUAUCAUACAAUGCACGGAGAGAGACGAAUUUUCAUAUCAAGAGGCGAUCGCCUUUUUACCGCUGUGCAGCCAUCCAAAUCCAAAAACGGUUUUAAUAGUUGGAGGUGGAGAUGGAGGGGUUGCUCGGGAAGUCGCGAAACAUCCGGACGUAGAAGGGAUCGUGCAAGUCGAGAUUGACGAAAAAGUAUUGGAGGUUUCCAAAAAAUAUUUGCCUCUGUUAGGCGCAGGACUGGAUCAUCCUAAGGUCACUCUUAAUAUAGGCGACGGCUUUGAAUUCUUGAAGAAACAUGUGGGACAAUUCGAUGUUAUAAUUACGGACAGCAGCGAUCCUGUCGGUCCAGCUGAGUGUUUAUUCCAAGAAUCGUACUUCAGCGCGAUGAAAAAUGCGUUGAAACCUGGUGGAAUCGUUUGCAGUCAAGCAGGAACUGCAUGGGCCAAUCUCGAUCACGUAACUCAAACUCUCCAACACUGUAAAUCGGUGUUCCCGGUUGCAUCUUAUGGAAUCGUGGCGGUGCCAACUUAUCCUACAGGACAGAUUGGUUUUGUCCUCGGCAGUUUGAGUACCGAAACGAACUUCAAAGAGCCAAAGAAAGUUUUUAGUAACGUCGAUCUGGAUCAAAUGAAAAUGAAGUACUACGACGACGAAGUGCAUCGAGCUGCAUUCGUUUUGCCAAGGUUCAUAAGGAAAGCAUUGUACCAAAUAGGUGACAAGUAACUAUACAGUUUGCUAGUUGACCAUAGAGAAAAAAAGGGCUGAAUCUGAUUGAACAAGAAUAUUAAUUAAGACAAUUGCAUCAUUGUUAUUACAUUAUCACCAGCUGCAUCGGAAUUGCACGGAAUCGUAUUGACAACGAUUAAUUCAUACUGAAACGAACAAGCUAGAGUCGUAUAAUUAGCUAAAUUAAUUAAUCGAGUGACUGU
This is a messenger RNA of Hylaeus volcanicus, 2454 nucleotides long. RefSeq names its product spermidine synthase (gene SpdS). NCBI's taxonomy places the organism in Eukaryota, Metazoa, Arthropoda, Insecta, Hymenoptera, Colletidae. The record is from RefSeq and is a predicted model, not a curated record. Gene Ontology annotation, biological process: spermidine biosynthetic process. The transcript is spliced from 6 exons. Gene Ontology annotation, molecular function: spermidine synthase activity. Bases 1370 to 2248 code for a protein of 292 amino acids. Gene Ontology annotation, cellular component: cytosol.